AUGUUGAACAUUCAAUGCAGGGUCUUUGGAAAUUUUCAAGUAGAGGACAAGUUAAAGGACAACAUCAACUGUGCGAAACGGAUCCCAGUGCAGAAGCAGACAUUGUCCAUUGACGGUCGAGUUCUUGAAGGCGACUACAAGCUGACGGAUAACGGUAUCAAUAAACAUUCCACAAUAAUCCUCAGUCUCCAGUUGGGAUUUUCAAGGGAGAUGCUGCUGAAUAUAACUCUGCCGUCUGCAGGCGAGGUUAGGCCAUCGGCCAAGGAGGACGACACUGUAGAUGACUUAAAGAAACAAGCCCGUCGCAUGUGUGGGCUGUUUGAGGAGAGUUACCGGGUAGUCUUCAACGGCAAGCUCUUGGAAGGCUAUCAAACCCUGGCGUACGGUGCAGUGGCGUAUAACCCCAAUCUCACUGCCAUGCAGUAUAUGUCAAGGGCUCGAGCAAAUUAG
Dibothriocephalus latus is the source of this 450-nucleotide messenger RNA. The record is from the annotation of a GenBank genome assembly. NCBI's taxonomy places the organism in Eukaryota, Metazoa, Platyhelminthes, Cestoda, Diphyllobothriidea, Diphyllobothriidae.